Molecule: messenger RNA, 1776 nt
Organism: Oppiella nova
Lineage: Eukaryota; Metazoa; Arthropoda; Arachnida; Sarcoptiformes; Oppiidae
Source: the annotation of a GenBank genome assembly
UACCUCUUCAGCUGUUUCGCUGAUGCAAUGCUUGCCAUCAGUUCACUGAUCACCACAUCUUAACCACAAUUAUUGUUUAGUGUCUCAAGAAUUUAAGUUUUCCAUUCACUCCAUGUGUCAGUCAUUGUGUCAAUUCGUGUCUUAAUGUCCAUCAAAGUCAGUGAUAACAAACUGUUGACAAUGAGUGACCACAAGAAGUCUGAUCUCAACCUAACACCCGUCCAGCGGCUGAUGAGCUCAUGUAUGGGCGCCACAGUCACCGCACUCUGCACUACUCCUUUAGAUGUCGUGAAGACUCGACUUCAGGCGCAACAGAAGGACUCGUUGACCGCAAACAGCAGCCAAAAGGUGGGCGCCGGUAGGCAUGCGAUUAAGGGAUCGGCAGUUGUGGCCAAUCGACUGAACGGACACUUCGGAGAGACGUUUGAAAUGUUUGUCAAAAUGAGUCGAACCGAAGGCCUGACCUCUUUAUGGAGUGGACUCCCGGCCACACUAGUGAUGGCAGUGCCGGCGACUGCACUAUAUUUCGCGGUUUACGAUGAGUUACGCGAAUCCCUUAACCGGAGCCUACAGUUAGCCCAUCAGCCCGUAUGGGUACCCGUCCUUUGCGGAGGAGUGGCUCGCACUCUGACCGCCAUAACCGUCAGUCCCAUCGAAAUGAUUAGAACUAAAUUGCAGUCAAAACACAUGACAUACAGACAAGUGGGUCGAGCGCUGGACACUCUGGUGCGGACUCAGGGCUAUCAGUCCCUAUGGCGUGGUCUCAGUGCCACCAUUCUGAGGGUCGUUCCCUUUUCGUGCAUAUAUUGGGCUAACUAUGAGUUCCUGAAGUCGCGAUUCAAUGACACACUAGAGCCCACAUUUAUGAUGAGCUUUCUGUGCGGUGCCGGCGCUGGAGCUGUAGCCUCAGUGGCGACUAUUCCCUUCGAUGUCGUCAAAACGCACCGACAGAUCGAUUGGAGUGAUUCACGCCAUCAACGAGUUUAUCAUAUUUUACGACAAAUAUACCGAAAUCAGGGCUUCAAAGGACUGUUCGCUGGUGUCGUUCCCCGUGUUAUUAGGGAAGCGCCGGCAUCUGCUAUAAUGAUCAGUGUAUACGAAGUAGCUAUGGUUAUACCAGGAAUGGGCGUCUACUUCACGUCCUACGACUUAAUGCGGGUAUACCUGAGCCAGAAGUUUGAGUGCGUGGACUCCCAGCCCGCGUGGAUUCCCGUAUUGUCCGGUGGUUUGGCCCGAACUCUGGCCGCAGUUAUCAUAAGUCCAAUAGAAAUGAUUAAAACUAAGAUGCAAUCCAAACACUUCUCGUACUCACAAGUGGGUCGUGCGGUCAGACAUAUGGUGCGCACACAAGGCUACGGCUCGCUGUGGACCGGCAUUAACGCCACGAUCCUCAGAGACGCCCCCUUUUCAUCAGUCUAUUGGUUAGUCUACGAGAAGAUGAAGAGACAACUGAACGCACCGAUAGAGCCGCCGGUGUCCGUUAGCUUCGUGUGCGGCGCCACCGCCGGAACGGUAGCCGCGCUGAUCACCCAUCCCUUCGAUGUGGUCAAAACGCACCGUCAGAUUGAAUUGGGAGAAGUGAGUCGCCACUCAACACAUCACUACAAGACUUCAGAUAUUUUAGCCAAUAUUUACAGACAGAAUGGCUACAGAGGACUGUUUGCCGGUAUAUCCCCGCGUGUUAUGCGUAUCGCACCGGCAUGUGCUAUAAUGAUCACCACUUUUGAAUGUGGAAAGGCUUACUUUAGACAAUAUAAUGACUCGAAAUUAGGAUAA